Molecule: messenger RNA, 1538 nt
Organism: Jatropha curcas
Lineage: Eukaryota; Viridiplantae; Streptophyta; Magnoliopsida; Malpighiales; Euphorbiaceae
Product: DNA-directed RNA polymerase subunit beta (Protein of unknown function, DUF642)
Cellular component (GO): plasma membrane; cell wall
Source: RefSeq, a predicted model, not a curated record
GAUAGAGAUUGAAUAGAAAGAUGAAUCAGAGCAGUAGCUAUUGACCUAAUUGUAGUGAAACGUGAUUUCAGCUAAGCUUCUCUUCCUCUUUUCUGUUUUCUCUUUAUAAUAGCCAGCCCAUUCUCACUUACUUCACCCUAUUUGUCCUUUUUCUCAUUAUAAAUAUCAGUCAGUUCUAGCUCCCUUACUCUUCCAAAUCAAACUCUGUCUCCUCUUCUCCAUCUGAGCUUCUAUUCUAGUCAUUUCCUUUCAAUAAUGGCUAUGAGGGUUUCUCUUUUACUUGCUCUCUUCUUGCUUUUCAAUUUGUCUGUUUUUGCUGCUCAAUAUAGGGAAGGAUUUCUUAACAAUGGCAACUUUGAGGAGAAACCAAAACCCAGCGACAUAAACAAGACAGUACUAAAAGGAAAAACUGCACUUCCUGGCUGGGAAAUAAAUGGACGAGUAGAAUACAUUUCUGCUGGGCCACAACCUGGUGGGAUGUAUUUUGCAGUGGCACAUGGUGUUCAUGCUGUGAGAUUAGGAAAUGAUGCAUCAAUUUCUCAAACAAUAACUGUAAAGCCAGGAUCUUUAUAUGCCCUGACAUUUGGUGCUUCAAGAACUUGUGCACAGGAAGAGGUUUUGAGAGUCUCUGUCCCUCCUUUGUCUGGAGACUUGCCAUUGCAGACAUUGUAUAGUAGUAAUGGUGGGGAUACUUAUGCUUGGGGAUUUAUAGCCAAAUCUACUGUUGCUAAAGUGAUAUUUCAUAAUCCUGGUGUACAAGAAGACCCUGCUUGUGGACCACUUAUCGAUGCUGUUGCUAUUAAAGAGCUCUUUCCUCCAAGGCCAACUAGAUAUAACUUGGUAAAGAAUCCCGGAUUCGAGGAAGGUCCUCAUCUCUUUGUGAACUCAUCCAAUGGUGUUCUUCUCCCUCCAAGACAAUUGGAUCUCACAUCUCCACUUCCUGGUUGGAUCAUCGAAUCGCUUAAAGCUGUGAAGUUCAUCGAUUCGAAGCACUUCAAUGUUCCUUUCGGACUUGCUGCAGUUGAGCUUGUUGCAGGAAGGGAAAGUGCCAUUGCCCAGAUCCUUCGAACAAUUCCUAACAAGGUCUAUGGUCUCACAUUCUCUGUAGGAGAUGCAAAAAAUGGCUGCCAUGGAUCGAUGAUGGUCGAAGCAUUCGCCGCUAAAGACACCUUUAAGGUUCCAUUUGAGUCUCAAGGAAAGGGAAAGUUCAAGACUGUCAGUUUCAAGUUCAAAGCAGUUUCAGCCAGGACAAGAAUUACAUUCUACAGCUCAUACUACCAUACUAGGAUUGAUGACUUUGGAUCCCUUUGUGGCCCUGUACUUGAUCAAGUUAGGGUUUUCCCUAUUGCUUAGAUAUUAAAUUCUAUUAUCAGCCAAACUUUUAUAAUUAUAGUGGGAGUCUGUAAAACGGUCUUUUGAUCCAAAAUUUUUUGUAAAUUUGACCGUUUGAGACAUAUGCUUUGCUUUUGUAUCCAUCUAAAACAUGUAUUUUCCUAAAGGUUUGAUUUUAAGUGAAUGAGAGAGACGUCAUUUUCUUA